This is a messenger RNA of Pedinophyceae sp. YPF-701, 1383 nucleotides long. The record is from the annotation of a GenBank genome assembly. NCBI's taxonomy places the organism in Eukaryota, Viridiplantae, Chlorophyta, Pedinophyceae.
AUGACCGCAGAGGCGGCUGAGCCGCCCAAGGUGGCUCCGAGGAGGCUCCAGUGGUACAGAGGCCUCUCAACAGUCGAACUCGGCGGAAAUGGCCCCUUCGACGCCGCCACGAUGCACAGGGUGACGUACGGGCCAGCGCCCCAAGGCUACACGUCGCCAAAGCGGCUCCUGCGAGGAACCGUCAACAAGAUGGAGUCGCAGGUGGCGAUCGCGAGCGGCGGCUCGAGCCCGGUGAUGUGGAAGACCACAGGCAGGCUGGAGCCCCCUGGCACCCUUCCCCCGAAGGUCGAGCUGCCGAUCCGGUCGGGAAGCACGGUCCCGCUCGGCCCCAACACGCCACAGAGCCUGGCCGGGGGCCACUGGAGCUCCCAAACACGGGCGGCGCACGCCCUGACUGCGCGCCAAAGCCCGCCCAGGACCGUCAACGUGGAGCAGCGCUACGGCACGCGCCCCAUCCUCGGCGCGGGCAAGCUCAGCGCGCCCGUCACGGUGAGCCCGGAGAAGCUGCAGCUGCACAUGCCCCAGGUCUCCAAGACCACGCAGACGGCGGCGACGCAGGCCGUCGACCAGACCGCGGCGCCCGGCGACGGGUUCGCGGACCCGUCGGAGGUCGUGGACAGCUGGCUCCGGCGCGGCAGCAGCGGGCGCCCCGGCGACGCCGCCACCACGCCGCGCGUCCUGCCGGCCGGCGGGGACUCCUCGGGCGAGUCCACGCCGGGGCGCGCGAGCCCGGUCGAGGACCGCCAGGCGUACCUCGCGCGGCUGCUCCGGCGCGGCAACAAGCACCUCACGUUCCCGAACAUCACCGGCAACGUGAGGCCGGGCAUCUCCCCGGUCGAGGACGAGCCGACGGACCCGCAGGAGCGGUUCCGGACGACCGCGCGGUCCGACUACCGCGGCCUCCCCGGCCUGGGCCCCGCGGGCAAGCGCAGGGACAUGUCUGACCCGCACUACCGGGACAGUCUGUGGGAGGUGGGCAGGCACGAGCCGCUGACGAGCCAGGGGUUCAGCACGACGCACAAGAUCGUGUACAGGCCCCACCGGCCGGAAGACUCCCCGAAGCGGGCGGCACGCGGCCUCGUCGACAAGGGCCACUCGGUGGUCGUUCUGCGCGAUCCGUCCGACGUCGUGGAGGCGGUCGGCAACGACAAGUCCACGUACAACCGCAUGUACACCCAGUUCCCGCCGGUGCCGCCGAAGACGCGCUUCAUCCCCGGGCACUACAGCACGACGUCGCACUUCACGCUCGCCGCCGAGGACCCGCGCAAGAAGCUCGAGCUGAGCGGGCAGGACCUGGUGAAGAUGGUGCGGCGCGUGAGUGGGAACAAGGGCAAGAAGGGGCCGUCCGGGGAGGGCUCGCCCAAGGCCGGCGCGGACGCGUGA